Molecule: messenger RNA, 879 nt
Organism: Aspergillus sclerotioniger CBS 115572
Lineage: Eukaryota; Fungi; Ascomycota; Eurotiomycetes; Eurotiales; Aspergillaceae
Exons: 2
Coding region: 1-879 (292 amino acids)
Source: RefSeq, a predicted model, not a curated record
AUGAUGCUCCCUUUUGUUCGUCGGCUUCCUGGACAUCGGCGACGACCAAACCCGCCCAACGAGUCAAACAACUCACCAGACGAGGAUGUGCAGGGGUUCCCCGCGGAAUAUGAGACAUAUUAUCCCAGCAGUUUUGAUGUAUUGAAGGUCCGGUAUCUGUUGCAACAUAUCUGGCAGUGGACGAGGGGCUCGCAAGAACUGCUGCCGGUUGAACUGGUGGAUAUGAUUGUGGAUGCAGCCGAGUAUUGGGCCUCCUCUGAGUCCGUCUUGGAAGGAGAGACUCUGAUCCGGAGAGACCAGGAUCAGGUGCUUCUGACGACGGUGCCUUUAUGCUAUGAUGCUCAGACAUUGGAUACGCCCUCUCCCAAAAUGCUUCCAUAUCGGUCUACUCACCCAUGCCGCAAGGUUAUCUUCACUAUUUCAUCCCACGACCAGGGCUGGGGUGGAGGGACAGGCGACAGAGGUCGAUACGGGGGUUCUUAUUCGUGGUUUGAUACCGAAAUCAUCCACUCGGCACAUCAGUCAUCACUGAACAGAGCUCCCAGUAAUCAGCCUCUUCAGCCAGAGGGUCCAUUCCAUUUCGGACCGGACCAUCCCAACUUGCUUCCAACUGCUCGGAAGCUACAGUCGAAUCAAACAGCCGUGUCAAGCUCGCAAGUGCACACCAUUGUCUGGCAUCAUCUGGACGACAUUGCGGCGGACUCAAGUGAGGCGGUGGAGAUAGAACGUGAUCAAGGACGAGGGCGGGCGACGCUGGAUGGGAGCCAAGUCCGUGCUUUGGGGGUUGGAGAUGCGAUUGCUGUCUGGGGGCGAGCACGGUUUGGGGGGUGGGCGAACCAUGUGCAGCGCGUGUCGGUGCGGGUGUUUUGGGCGGUCUGA